Funneliformis geosporum is the source of this 167-nucleotide messenger RNA. The record is from the annotation of a GenBank genome assembly. NCBI's taxonomy places the organism in Eukaryota, Fungi, Glomeromycota, Glomeromycetes, Glomerales, Glomeraceae.
AUGGCUUUGGCUCCUCCUGUUGUUGCUUCAUUCGAAUGGACCAUUGACGCUGCAAGAGAAUUAAUUCGACUUCGACGCGAGAAUCAUGACGAUUUUGAGUUCGUUCCUAACAAUCGCCAUGAAAGGAUAUGGAGAACCAUAUCCAACCAAUUGUUUCUUAAUAGAGG